GGCAAACAGAGUUUGUCAUGGACCUGGAAGACGUGGAGAGGAUUAUUCACAGUAUUAAGCAAGGUGAUCAGGACGCCAUCCUGGCGCAGCUCCAGAAAUAUAACGACGAGUAUUCCCUGUGCUUUUUCUUCAACGCAGAAGAGAGAGAGAAAAGGAAGCAACGUGAACUGGAGGAGUUCAGGCGCAAUAAAAUAAGAGAGUAUGUCCCCGAAUCUGAUUCUGACGUUGACGCGGAGGACACUGAGGACCCAGACCUCAUUCUAAGAGAGAAAUUGGCAGCCACCCUGAUCCAGUUCGUAAGGUCCCAGUGCCAGCCGCGGAUCCUUAAGGUGUGCUUGCGUACCCUGCGCAUUCUGUCCAGGGACAGGCAGGCCCUGGGCCCCUUGCUGGCCGAUAGUGCACUGCUCACACUGGCCCAAUUGGGCGGCAUAAGUGCCCUCCCCCAGUCCGAGGCGGCAGCGGAGGGCAGCGACACAGACCCCUGGUGUGAGAUUGGCGUGGAUGGUGGCAGCACUGCCGAUGCUGAGGCUGACGGCUUCAUCUCCCAUGCUGAUGAUCCCAGCACCAGUUUAGAAACUGGUAACACUGAGAUCCAAUCGGCUGGGUCAGAUGUGAGCCACAGGAAUCAGGUACAGGAAGCCAGAGAGCGGCACGCUGUCGGAUAUGGAACAGUGGAUGCUCAUGCCAUGGAGGCAGACCACAGCUAUGACCUCCCACACGCCAGAAGGAACACCCACGGGUGUCUCCUCCGAGGAAAGAGGGACCGCAUGGCAAAGGGGGACGAUGAGGAGGACAUGGAGGAGGGCGAGGUGUGGAGGAAGGAGGCAAUGAAGACUCUAUGCAACAUUGUCUACAACAGCCACUGGGCACAGGAGAGAGCCAGCGUACUGGGUCUAUUGUCAGGUUUAUCAGACAGGCUUGUGCAAGGAAUUCACACUCUAGCACCUCCUUGUGGACAAUUUUAUGAACUGCGCCUCAUAUUUCUCCUGACGGCAUUGAGGCCAGAGCUGAGAGCCCAGCUUCAAAAGGCAGGGGGUGUGUCCCUGCUAACAACUGCUCUGGAGCAGUGUUUGUUGGUGCAAUGGAAAGGUGAUCAUCACGUGCUGCUGGACCCCACAUUACCUCCAGUCUCUUUGGAGCGGUCCCAGUGUGCCAUCGAGAUUCUGAAGAUCCUAUUCAACAUCAGUUGCUGUAUUCGCAGGCAGCCACUCAACCAUGAAGGCACUACCCUCUAUCGCCACCUUGCCGCUAUUCUGCGUCACUGCAUGUUGUUGUCCUGUGAGACAGAGGAGAGGACAGAGGAACUGCAGAGCCACACAGUAAACCUGCUCUCUGCCCUCCCCUUGGAGUAUCUGGAUGUGCUGCUGUCUGUACCCCUGUCUGAGGGCUCACUGGAAUGGGAGGGCUUUAACAUGGAAUGUGUCCAUAGCCUGCUUCUCUUUAUGGAGCAACGCCUGCAGAGGAAUGAUAAAUUAAAGGAGAGACUGACACCGGUACUUAAUCUUCUAACUGAGAGCUGCCGGGUCCACAGAGAAACACGACGUUAUCUCAGGAAACAGAUCCUGCCCCCCCUGCGAGAUGUAGCCACUAGGCCGGAGCAGGGGGAUUCUGUGAAGAGCAGGCUGGUCAGGCUGAUGACCCAUGUAGACACGGACAUCAAGCACUGCGCUGCCGAGCUGCUCUUCGUGCUCUGCAAGGAGAAUGUGAGCAGGUUUGUCAAGUACACCGGCUACGGUAAUGCGGCAGGCCUGCUGGCUGCCCGGGGCCUGCUGGGAGCCAGGGGAAUGUUGGGAGUCUUGGUACGCGGGACGAGUGGGCGGUACUCCAGCGACUCUGACUCUGAGACCGACGAGUACAGGCAGGCCAAGGGGAGGAUCAACCUGGUGACUGGGCGGGUGGAGGACAACCAGGCAGACCCAAUGGAGGGAAUGACUGAGGAGGAGAUGGAGGAAGAGGCCCGCAAGCUCUUCCACAUGUUUAACAGGUUGACUCAGGACAAGAUUAUCGAGCCGGUGAGCGUGACUGAGGACGAGAGGCUGGCACUGCUAUGUGAACAGCUGAAGGAUGAUUCUUCAGCAGGGGACGACAGCGAGGGGGACACAUGUUAAGGGCAUGGACUCAUGGCUACAUGUUUUACAUGAAGUGUUUCAAAAAAAGAAAGAUACAUGAAGUGGAAGGAGAAAUCCACUGAAAGCACUAUGAAAGAGAUUAGGGUUAGUAUGGAUCCAUUCCAAGAUUCUACUCUUAUCUAGUAAAGCUAACUAAAACUUAAUUACUAUAAAAGUUUAACGCAUGAGAGAAGACUGGUAAUAGGAUUAAAUUGCACCACUUCACUGCAAA
Brienomyrus brachyistius is the source of this 2340-nucleotide messenger RNA. Its product is annotated as synembryn-A. The transcript has 15 exons. The coding region runs from base 18 to 2108 and encodes 696 amino acids. Gene Ontology annotation, molecular function: guanyl-nucleotide exchange factor activity; G-protein alpha-subunit binding. Gene Ontology annotation, cellular component: plasma membrane; cytoplasm. Gene Ontology annotation, biological process: G protein-coupled receptor signaling pathway. Lineage: Eukaryota; Metazoa; Chordata; Actinopteri; Osteoglossiformes; Mormyridae. The record is from RefSeq and is a predicted model, not a curated record.